Messenger RNA from Tricharina praecox, 2705 nucleotides. RefSeq names its product gamma-tubulin complex component protein. The record is from RefSeq and is a predicted model, not a curated record. Gene Ontology annotation, biological process: meiotic cell cycle; spindle assembly; cytoplasmic microtubule organization. The transcript has 2 exons. NCBI's taxonomy places the organism in Eukaryota, Fungi, Ascomycota, Pezizomycetes, Pezizales, Pyronemataceae. Gene Ontology annotation, molecular function: gamma-tubulin binding; microtubule minus-end binding. Gene Ontology annotation, cellular component: spindle pole; equatorial microtubule organizing center; gamma-tubulin complex. Bases 405 to 2585 code for a protein of 726 amino acids.
UGAGUAAGUAACAGCUACCUACCUAGAAGAAAAGACCGGUCGGGGGUGAGGUGGGGAGAACGGCACAUCUCAUUCCGAGUCGAUUGUAUGGCUGUUGGCAAUACCAUGACUCCUCGAAUCUGUGACGAUUUACAGUUGCAAGCAGAGCCAACAAUUCUUGAUGGCAAUUGAAUCCGGACAGUCCGUAAUGAAUCCAUCGUCAGAGGCAACCAUUCUCACGUCACACAGCAAAAACACACCGUGCAUAGACGGGAAACUGAAACCAUAACUAACCCCCCAUCCUUGCCUCGAACUGCGACGCGCUACAGAUCGCGAACCCUCGGUCGACAUCAUCUCAAACCCACCACCUUCCAACACCUCCAUAUGCGAACCAACCUCCCCGCCACGCUCGAACCGAUACCCAAAUGCUCCACGAGCUCUUCCUACUACUCUCCGGAAACCCAUCGCCGCUGCUCACCGCAAAUGGCCUCCUUAAAUCCUUCCCCCUCGUUUCGCCCUCGGAAAGAGCUCUAUUAGAUAACUUCUCGAACCUCGGCCACCUCCAUAUCUCUCUGCGACGUGCUUGCUCCAGCAUCACUACCUCGCACCCCUCAACGAUCGCGCGCGCAGUAGCAAGCGGCAUCGAAACACACCAUCUGCAGCGCUUUCGCACGCGAAUACUGGCUGUCGAGGAGUCUAUACUGAAGCGACAAACCGGGAUUGUCGAUGGUUAUGAUAUCGUGUCACUAGCGAAAGUUAUGAGCGGAUUUGACGGGUGGGAUAGGAUACUGCGGUAUCUUAGCGACCUUGUGGAGGCGAUCGCACCGAGUAAGGAAAAGGAUGGGGUCCAUAUGUCCGGCGCGGAGAUUAUAAACAGAUUGCGGAAGGAUAUUUACACUGGUUAUCCGUCGCUGGAGGAGGCAUCGUUGCACCUACUCGAGAUCGCUGAGACAGCGUGGUUGCGGGAGAUAUCGACGUGGGUGCUGUACGGUCGGCUUCCGUCGUCAUCCACAUACGGGAGCAGUAGCCCAUCCACGGACUUCUUCAUCACGGAGGUUGAGGGAGAUGUAGUGCAGAACCCAGGCGGUGAGGAGGAAAUGGGCGUGCUGAAGGAAUACACAAUCAACAAGAGACUUCUUCCCGGAUUCGUCACGGCACAGACUGCUUCGUCGAUCGUGUUUAUCGGGCGCGCGCUAUCGAUGAUCAGGCUUCGUGGUGGAUUGGCCGCAACAAACGAGUCGACCGCGGCUGUCGCAUCACCUGAGAUGACACUGCUACCGAUGCAUCUGACGUUCUUGCAAUCCCUCAAAUCACCACUCACGCCACAGAAGCUCACAAACGCCAUCGCGGCAAUAAGAUUGUCGCUGUCGAGACAUACCCUGCAAACUCUCCUGCCAGCGGAGAAGGUUCUAGACGCCAUCCAUGUCCUGCGCGAGUUCUUCCUUCUCGGCCGUGGAGAAUUCGCACUCAACCUGAUUGAGCAGUCUUCUGAGCGUGUUCGCAACCGAUGGCGUCGGCCCGGUGCAUUGAAGGCUCCCACGGGCGGUGUACUGAUCAAGGAGGGCGAGGUAUCAGCGAUUCUAACACGCACCUGGGGCGUUCUCUCCUCCCUACAAGGCGAAGAAGUGAUCGACGAGCGUCUCGACACGGCACGAGAUCUACUAUUCCUUUCCCUCUACCAGCCACCAGCAUCCACGCCAGGCAAGAAAUCUGGGGACAGCUUUAAAGAUAUCCUCGUAGGCGUGCCAAUAUCUCUCAAUUUCCACCUCUCUUGGCCGCUGGAGCUAUUUCUACAGCCUACCGAUCUAGAGGAUUACGACUCCAUCUUUGCAUACCUUAUCGCGGUGCGGAAAGCACAGAUGCGUCUACAGAGUCUUUGGCAAGGCCGGCGGCAACCAGUGCAAACCCAUGUCACCAAAGAAGAACGCAUCAGCCGCAAAGCCGUCUUCCGUGAGCGCGAAGCCAAAGAGAGGAAGAUCUGGGCCACCGCCUCCGUCACGAUAUUCUUCCUCGAGACCCUAGUCUCCUACUGGCAAGGCGAGGUGAUCGAAAGUGCUUUCAAAUCACUAGUCGACAUCGUCUCACCGCCACAGGCAACUGCCGAUGACGACGAUGAGGAUGAAGGUGAUAUCUGGCGGCAUACAUCAACCAUGCUAUCGUCGUCUUCGCGCCCCAGUAUUGAUGAGGCCACUCUCCAAGACAUCGACCACGACCAGAAACAGCAGGAUCCCGAAAGUCUCAUGCGAGCCCACUACGCGUACCUUGUCUCCAUCCGGAGGAAUCUUUUCAUGGAGGAUAUUGUCUUCGCUCCGCUCAUCAAGAACCUCCUGCAGCAAUGUGAUGUGAUGGCCGGCGGGAUAGAACGACUGAGACAUCGAUAUACGAUACAGGAUUUGGACGUCCAGAACCUCAUGAUGGGCGAUGAGGAGUCGGCUAGGCAGGCGGUGCUGGAAAGGUGUAGGGGGGUCACAGCACUACUAAAGCAGUUGAUGGGGAGACUGCACCGGAUCGACGAGGAACGGGAAGAGUGGGAUGAUGGAAGGGGGGAGGGUGCGAAGGUGGAUCGAUUGCUUAUGAGGAUGGAUUUGGGGAAUCUGGAUGCGUAAACAGCGUGGAGGGAGUGAGGGAGUUUGGAGUUAGGGGCUUUUUGAUUACUGGCGGAGCAGGAUUGUACUUCGCGGCUGUUUACAUCAUUCGGAUGAGGUGAAGAAAGAUUGAAUUGCAGU